UUGCCAUGGAAACCCCGGGCCAGAAACGCAUGAGCCGCGGUGCCACCACCUCCCCCUCGCCAGCCCGCAUCACCAGGCUGCAGGAGAAGGAGGACCUGUGCAACCUCAACGACCGCCUGGCCGUCUACAUCGACAAGGUGCGGUCACUGGAGGUGGAAAACGCCGGGCUGCGGCUGCGCAUCACCGAGUCAGAGUCCUCGGUGACCCGUGACCUGUCGGGCAUAAAGGCGGCCUACGAGACGGAGCUGGCCGACGCUCGGAAAACCCUGGACCAGGUGGCCAAGGAGCGGGCUCGUCUGCAGCUGGAGCUGAGCAAAGUCAGAGAGGAGCACAAGGAGCUCAAAGCCAGGAACAGUAAGAAGGAGUCUGACCUGGAGGCGGCUCUGGCCAGACUGAGGGACCUGGAGGCUCUGCUCAACUCUAAAGAUGCUUCGCUCAACACCGCGCUGGGAGAGAAACGAGCCCUGGAGGCGGAGGUGAAGGACCUCAAAGCCCAGAUGGCCAAGUUGAACAGUAACUUUGCCGACGCCAAGAGGCAACUGCAGGAUGAGAUGCUGAGGAGAGUGGAUGCAGAGAACCGCCUGCAAACCCUGAAGGAAGAGCUGGAGUUCCAGAAGAACAUCUACAAUGAGGAGUUACGUGAAUCCAAACAUCGCUUCGACUCUCGCGUGGUUGAGAUGGACAGUGGACGGCAGCAGGACUUUGAGAGUAAACUGGCCGAGGCCCUCAUGGAGCUGCGAGCCCAGCACGAGGACCAGGUUCGCCUCUACAAGCAGGAACUGGAGAAGACCUAUGAGUCCAAGCUGGAGAACGCCCGUCUGUCAGCUGACAGGAACAGUCACCUGGUGGGCGCCGCCCACGAGGAGCUGCAGCAGAGCCGCGUUCGGAUCGAGGGCAUGUCCGCUCAGUUCAGCCAGCUCCAGAAACAGUUAUCAGCGAGCGAAGCCAAAGUGCGUAACCUGGAAGAGUCUCUGUCACGGGAGCGUGAUCUGAUGAGGCGUCGGCUGGAGGAAAAAGAGCGUGAGAUGGCUGAGGUGCGAGCCCGGAUGCAGCAGCAGCUGGACGAUUACCAGGAGCUGCUCGACAUCAAACUAGCGCUGGACAUGGAGAUCAGCGCUUACAGGAAGCUGCUGGAGGGAGAGGAGGAGAGGCUGCGUCUGUCACCCAGCCCUCCGCCCACCAAGGUCACAGUCACACGGACAUCUGGCUCAGGCCACGCCCACGUCCACGCCAGCCGCCUGCUCCUCUCCUCAACCGCCGCCGCCGCCACCGCUGCUUCGAGCAGCCGCAACUCCUCCGGCACGGCGACCAAGAAGCGUCGCCUCAACGACAAUGACAGUGAGACCUCCAGUGUGGCGGGCGGCACCGUGACUAAGACUCGCAUCAGUCAGCACGCCUCAGCCAGCGGCCGCAUCACCGUGGAGGAGGUCGACCUGGAGGGCAAAUACAUCCGUCUCAGCAACAAGGCAGACGAGGAUCAACCACUGGGCCACUGGCAGGUGAAGAGACAGGUCGAGAGCUCCACCCCCAUCGUCUACAAGUUCCCCCCGAAGUUCACACUGAAGGCUGGAGGAGCAGUAACUAUCUGGGCAGCAACUAGUGGUGGAAGCCACAACCCUCCCACUGACCUGCUGUGGAAGACCCAGAACUCCUGGGGCACCGGCGACCUGCUGCAGACUUCCCUGAUCAAUGCCAACGGAGAGGAAAUGGCCAUGAGGAAAGUCACACGCACUCUGUUCCAAGAUGACGAAGACGAUGACAUGGGAGCUCACAGCACCAGCGGGGCAGAGAACGAGUACAACCUGCGCAGCCGCACGGUGAUCUGCGGCUCCUGCGGGCAACCGUCGGACCGCGGCUCAGGUGUGUGCAGCAGCAGCAGCAGCGGGGGUUUACCUGAAGGCCUCGUGGGACAUUCCUUCUUCAUGGGUACCAAUGAGCCCAGACAGGGUCGUAAUAAACGAGAAAGCUGCUCCGUCAUGUAAAAACCAAGCAUCACCUGAACCCCGCCCCUCCUGUAGCCGACACAGGAGACUCAUUUUCUACCAUGGGAUGUUUGUCCUUGUUUUUUUUAUUAUUAUUAUGAUCUUGUCUUAUUUUGUAUUCAGAUUAAUCUGCAGCUUAGAUUUGCGUUGGGCUUUAAGGCAAAUGGCAGAGGAUUUUCAGAACGUUGGUAUAUUCAUACGACAUUAGUGCAUGUGAUGCUUGUGCUGUGUUGUGCUUUUCUUUUACGCACACAGCUCUCAUCGACCAGUGGUUGUGCUUUCACACUGAAUGACACUGAGCGACCGUGCUGUCAACAGUCAACACGCACAGCUAGUGAAGCCCGUCAGGACCAAGUCUCAGUAACCACACACACACACACACACACACACACACACACACACACACACACACACACACACACACACACACACACACACACACACACCAGGAAGAAGAGUCCUGUGCUAAACGUGACACUCUCCAGUUAAAGAUGCUGCGUAUGUUUACAGUUGAAAAGUAUUAAAAACACAAACUCGCUCAGGUUAUUUUCUUCAAUUGUCCAAAGAAAACCAAAGUGCUGUGAGGUUGAACAGCAGAUUCUUUAUUUUUCACCUGAAACCUUAAACACACAUGUUUCAUGUAGAGUGAAAACAUCAUGUGUUUGAGGCAGCGUUGCUUCAGAAGAACAAAAUCAAUAUAUCUGUAUAUUUUUCUGGAGAUGAUUCCGUUAAACGUCGUCGCUUAUCCCCAAAGAAAAGUUGUAGUUUUGUAAAAGAAUGAUCGUUACUCAGACGUUGAAUGUUCACGAUGUCAUGAGAAAAUCUUGACCGUGUUGCCUUAUUAAUAUUCUUAUUAUUCUUAUUAUCCAGGUAGAGUAUCUCCUGAUGAUAGAGCAUAGAUGUUGCCUCUGCUGUUUGUAGCAGGAGUUGGUGCUACACGUAUGCUGCCAUAUAUACAGGAUGUGUUUAUACUGUUACUCUGUGCAGCAGUAAUAUUUGUCCAUCAGGAAACAAACAGCACUCAGUCGUUACUUUGGUUAGUGUGGCUCUUAAAAACUGGUCUUUUCUCCUAAACUCAAAUCUGCAGGGAUGUUGAGAGGUUUGUGUUCUUUCUUUCUCUGGCUUUUUUGUUCCGGGGUGUCAAACUCAUUUUUGUUCAGGGGCCACAUACAGCACAAUCUGAUCUACCAGUAAAAAUAGUCUGGCGGGCGGGUUCUGGCCCCCGGACCGUAUGUUUGACACCCCUGGCUUAAUGAACUGCUUUUGUCAAUUAUGCACAGCCUUUAGAUUUAUACUAGUCUGCCAGCUUAAGUCAUUUGUACUCCAGAAAAAAAGGCAUAUUGAAGCAUUUAUGGAAAAUAAUUGAUGGCUGUUUUUGAUUUCUUUGUACGAGAUGGAUUUUCUUGCAUAGAUAGAUUUUUUUACUUUGACACAGACGACACAGGUUCAUGUACAUGUGAGACCUGACUCACUGUAGCACUGUGUGUGUUUCAGGGGUUUUCAGAAGCCAUUAAAAAAACACUUUUGUAUGCCAUGUUAUUUAGAAUGAAUGAGAGAGAGAAUCCUCUUUGACUGCGAUGGUUACAAGUAGCUUCAAUUAGUGUCACAUCCAUCAGAAUGAUUCUAUUAAUGUUUUGGAAAAAGCCAUAAAUUCAGUCAAUGUAAUGAAUGUCUUUUGUUUUCUAAAAUUGGAGUAAAAUGUGUUUUUUUGUUGA
Solea solea (common sole) is the source of this 3697-nucleotide messenger RNA. Its product is annotated as lamin-A-like. Bases 6 to 1982 code for a protein of 658 amino acids. The record is from RefSeq and is a predicted model, not a curated record. The transcript has 12 exons. Lineage: Eukaryota; Metazoa; Chordata; Actinopteri; Pleuronectiformes; Soleidae.